AUGUACGCCCCAAACCUCCUCUCUAUUCUCGCCUUCACCAGCGCCGCUCUUGUCUCCGCCAACCCGGUCUCGGGCAGCGGGAAACCCAAUGCCGUGGGGCUCGAGCGGCGCUGGUGGCCGUUGAAGCAGCAACAGGCAACGCCGGUCCUGGCGAAACAGCCGACAACGCCCCAACCUCAGUGCCCCAACUUCUUCUCCGUCAGGGGUUGGUUCAAGCAGAAGGAACAGGGGCACUGCUGCACGCAGCACGGGGACUUGGAUGCUAUAAGUUGCUGCAUGCUUACCGCCACCACUCCCCUACCGGGCGCAACGUCCGAACUCCGUUGCGACAACACCUACUUUUCCCAGGCCCGAUGGUACAAGCUGUUGGAGGCGUGCAACACAGGCAAGCAACAACGAUACAUAUGCGAGGCAAACCAUAUCCCGGACAUGCCUGAGGUCAGGAAAAAGUACACUUCCAAUGGCGGCAAGACCACUUUUGGGGCCACGGGAACCUUAAACAAUCACCCUGGAGUGUCACGGUUGGGACGAUACCCCAACGGUGACCCUGCUCCUGCAGACAAUCAAGACAUGUUAGGACAAAGCCAAGGAUCGAACUUUGCGGGACCUGCUCGCAAACAUAACAAAGCAGAUUCAGGCCACCCUCCUACCAUGAACAGCCAUUUGCGGACUUUGAUUGGCGAAUAA
Molecule: messenger RNA, 687 nt
Organism: Pyricularia grisea
Lineage: Eukaryota; Fungi; Ascomycota; Sordariomycetes; Magnaporthales; Pyriculariaceae
Exons: 1
Coding region: 1-687 (228 amino acids)
Source: RefSeq, a predicted model, not a curated record